AGUCCAACGCAAGCGUGCACUAACACACGCGUGAUUCUACUCUACAUCCCCCUAUAUCUAUUUCCCAUCUCUCUCUCUGCUCACUCAUCUUAUCUGCUUUCUUUGCAUUCUCUCAAGAUUUCAGCAACUUCUUGUCUGAAAAUACACUCAUUCUCUCUGGAAUUUAAUCUUGAUUAUAUAGAUCAGAUUAAGGAUUAAAGAUUAGUAUGCGGUGGUUUAGCCUCUCUGUUUAUGCUGUCCGAAGAUUCAUUAUCAGUUUGUUCUGCCGUGUGAUUCUGUAAUUUGUUUCUGAAAUCUAUUCUUUAUAUAAUUUUGAGAUCACCCUUUUCAAUUUGUGCCCAGUUCUUGUGAUUGAUUUAUAUAAAUAAAUCUGCAUUUUAUAUUUUAUACUAUAACCUAAUCGAUAUUCCUCCAAUGGGGUCUAAUCUCUUCGUUGUCAUCCCUUGUUAUUGCCGUUGGAUCAGUUGAAAAUCUUGUUGGAUCAUAGGUUUACUUCAAACAAAUUGUCUUUUAAAAAUUUAGGUGUUUUUCCGGAUUUGAUAUCAAUCUGCUUUCUUGGGCUUCAAUUAGCUCUGGUUCUGUUGAGGGUUAUUUUUUUUGGGGAUAGUUCUUGUUUGAGAAUUUAGUUGGUUUCGAGAAAAGGGGGAAUUAUAAGGGUUGGGAAAAAGUAGUUAUGGUGUGCCAAGCAGCCGGCCAAACAAAAUUUCGAGCUUUGAAGCAUGAAAAUGGAAUUGCUGGGGGUGCCACCAUAAUUGUUAGAGUUAUUGCUUGCUUUCAACCUCUACAGGAUUGCCAGGCUGAAUACUUCCGUCAGUUGCUCAAACCUGUAACGUACAUUGUUAAUCUGCUUCUUUUCCAAUUUUCGUUGUCUGGUGGUUGUUUUGGUUGGAUGGAAGAGGGCAUCGGAAGCUGGUACGUCCACCAGCAAAACAAUGGGCAAUCAUCCAAUUUCAAUAUUUUGAAUGCUCCAUACUGUUUGGGCCAGCAGAGUACAUCCCCUUCUCAUAUGAACUCAUGCUAUAAUCUUGUAUAUAAUCUUGUUUCUACGAAUGGUAGUAUGCCCAUUCAUGGGUCUUUUGGGUUGCCUCAGGCUGAGAUCAGUCAACAAUUUGAACCUCGUAAUUGGUCAUACUGCUUGCCCCGAUUUCGUCAGGCCUUCACCCCUGUGUUAAAUACUGCUUCUCCUUAUAAAAAUUGCGGGGACCCUGUGGCUUCAAAUGCUCAGAGUACCCCUAAAAGGUUUCUUGUUUUCGAUCAGUCAGGAGAUCAGACCACAUUGAUGUUCAGUUCUGGGAUCAGCAGUCCUGUUAACAACAUGCCUUCUUGGCGCCCAAAAGCUUCUAAUACAUUUACUCUCUACGAAGAGCUGAAAAGUAAACACAAAGCAGGCAAUCCAUCUAGGACGUUUUCGUACAACGCUAAUGAUGAACAAGACUAUGAGAUUGAUGGACAAAGUGAGAUGCACGAAAACACUGAAGAACUAGAUGCACUACUUUACUCUGAUGAUGAAGGUGAAUAUUCCGAGGAUGAGGAAGAAGCAAGCACGGGACAUUCACCUAGUACUCCUGAUAACAAACGAGUAUGGUUUGACGAAAGUGCAGAACAAGUUUCUAGUUCAAGCAGGCCAGCAAAAAAACAGAGAGUUUCAGGUGGGGAUCAUGAUGUUCCAUCACUCAUCGACACAGCAAGUUCCCUGAAAAGUCAUAGAUGCAUCGAGCAUGAAGACACUGCAGAAUCUAGCUGUGGUAACGUCAACAAUGUGAUUGGGGAAUUAAACCCGGCAUCUGCAGACCAACGGUAUAAAAUGGAAAACAUACGCAAUACCAUAAGCAUUCUGGAGAGCAUAAUUCCUGAUGGAAAGGGUAAAAAUUCUAUUGCGGUCCUUGAUGAUGCUAUUCAGUACUUGCGAUCUUUAAAGGACAAUGCUAAAGCUUUAGGCCUUAAUGGUCAGUAAAACACACUUGCAAAUUGUCACCUGCACCACCAGUUGUAUCCUUUUAUUUGGCACGUGUUUCAAGCUUGUCUCUCUUCCGUGUUCUCGUGAAGUUGGUUGGCACAAGGUUAGCUAUAGAAGUUGUAUAUAAUAUUUCCGUUGGCAAAUUAUGAAUACAUAUCUCGAAGAUUACGAGUUAAAUUCACACCUCGGCAUGGGAGUCGGCUUUGUAGACUCGAAAAGGGGCUCAUAAGGAGGAGGCCAGUGGGGUGAGUUGGGAUCCUAACUCUCAGUUUCUUGUAAUUUCCACUUCUCUGAUUCAAAAGCUCUUCAUCCUGGCAAAUGGUUUGCCCACAGCAUUCGAGUUUGUACUAUAGUUGCGAGGUGAAGUCCAUGUGUGAACCAUUUGGUAUUUUUCUUUCCAAUGUAUUUUCGUCCAUGUUGGAUAUAUCUCCAUAUUGUUUGCUUUGUAAGUGUUUAAUACCAUGAAUAUGAGUAUCUUUCUUCUA
This is a messenger RNA of Daucus carota subsp. sativus, 2442 nucleotides long. RefSeq names its product transcription factor bHLH143-like. Lineage: Eukaryota; Viridiplantae; Streptophyta; Magnoliopsida; Apiales; Apiaceae. Gene Ontology annotation, molecular function: protein dimerization activity. The record is from RefSeq and is a predicted model, not a curated record. Bases 674 to 1954 code for a protein of 426 amino acids. The transcript has 5 exons.